AUGCCGGAGCUUUGGGCCGUCGCUGGCCGGCGGGCCUCCUUGCCGUGCAACCUCUCUGAACCUGAGGAUUCAGUUACGCUGAUACUAUGGUAUAAAGGGGAGGCCAAGGCCCCAAUAUACACACUGGACGCUAGGAAAGGGGCCCUGGAAAAGGCAAGACACUUCCCAUCCACAGAGCUUGGGGCAAGAGCGAACUUUGACAUGAGCUCAGACCCGCCCACACUUGACCUGAACCCAGUUCAUGCAGAAGAUGAUGGUGUCUAUAAAUGCCGAACUGAGUUUAAACGCUCGAGAACGCUCACUCAACUCGUUCGACUAAAUGUGAUAGUUCCUGUCCGUGAAGUCAUCAUUAUGGAUGAACAUGGGCAACGUUUAAGAGAUAUUGUUGGUCCUUAUGACGAAGGAUCCCAUGUAUCAUUAAUUUGCGAAGCUGAAGGUGGAAUUCCUUCCCCAAUGGUCACAUGGUGGCGAGAUUCUGUCCUAGUAGAUGAGACUUUUUCUCCAACUAGUCAAGGAUAUGUAAGAAAUGAGCUAGUGCUAUCUAAAUUACACCGUAGUGACCUGCUAAUGACUUACACCUGUCAGGCUAUUAACACAAACCUUACGGUUCCUGUUUCGGCAUCGGUAACCAUUGACAUAAAUUUAAAACCUUUAGAUGUCAGAAUCACAAGUAUCCAACGUCCUUUCUCUGCUGGCCGGAAGAUACAGCUGUCCUGUGAAAGUUCAGGUGCCCGACCACGAGCUCAAUUGACGUGGUGGAUAGACAACAAGCGAAUUCAAUCCGGAAAGGAAACUUUCUCUGAUAACUUGACGUCCAGUUCUUUGUCUUUCCUGCCAAAAGCGGAAGAUAACGGGAAGAUAUUGUCAUGCAGAGCACAAAAUCCGUCAAUAUCAACCAGUGCAAUAGAGGACGGCUGGACACUGACUGUUUACUUUGUCCCAGAGUUAAAGCUAUCUCUUGGAGCCAAUAUACAACCUGACGCUAUCAAAGAAGGGACUGACGUGUUUUUCGAAUGCAACGUUCGAGCAAAUCCAUGGGUCAACGAAGUGAAGUGGAGAUUCGAAGGCGCCCCUCUUCACGGAAAUACUUCAGCUGGUGUUAUCAUCUCCAACUACUCUUUAGUAUUACAGAAGGUUCGGAAAGAGCAUAGAGGGUGUUAUCAAUGCAUUGCUCACAACCCUGAAGGAGAAGGACGAAGUGAAGAAGUCAUGCUAAAAGUAAAAUAUGCUCCAGUAUGUCGUCAUUCGUCUGUCGUAGUGCACGGUGUUGCCAGAUACGAACCAGUUAAUGUGAGCUGCGAAGUCGAGGCUGACCCACCUUUAGUAAAUUUUCGCUGGGCCUUGAACAAUACGGUCGAGAACAUUGAUAUACCUACACAGACGAACGAGGGUACUUUCAGCUCUGUUAUGUACACUCCGAGAACUAUGCUGGGCUACGGAGCAUUGUUGUGUUGGGCCCACAAUGCUAUAGGACAUCAGAAAGAUCCUUGCGUUGUACGAAUUAUACCAGCAGGACCUCCGGAAUCGGUCAAAAGCUGCACAGUUUCAAACCAGUCAGUAUCGCUUCUCGUUGUUGAAUGUGAGCCAGGAUAUGAUGGCGGCAUGCGGCAAGUGUUUCACCUGGAAGUUUACAACUCUGCAAUAGAUCAUCUCCAAGCAAAUGUUUCUUCCAUGGAGCAUCCUGUGUUCCAAGUCGGUGGUCUCCCACCAGCAACAUCUUUUAUCCUAGUUUUGUAUGCUUCGAAUUCCAAAGGAAGAAGUAACUCAGUUGCUCUUAUGGCCAAUACACUUAUGCCAGCAGAAAGACGAACGGAUAAGGAAACUUCCAACAUUCCAAGAGAAGAACCAGCAAACAUCAGUCCUAUCUUAGCAAUCUUGAUCGGUGUAGUAGCUGUACUAGUGAUUGUCGCAAUCGCAAUUAUAAUUGUUAUGAAAAAGCAAGGUCGAGAUCCAGAAAAAGGUCCACCUCUGCAAGAUCAUGUGAUUAAGUGUGAAAUUCCAUUGAAAAAAGAUACGGAUGACAUUCCUGACUCAACAGUCGAAAGCCCUGACGUAAUUCCGAAUACAAAUGACUCUCAAGUUUACAUUGCAGACACAGGAGAAAUUUCCAGUAAAGACGAAACGACUUAUGAGUUUUUCAAGACAAAAGAUUAUCCGUAUGAUUAUAUAACUGCAGUAAGAUCACAGAAAGCAGCAUCGAGACAAGAAGAAAUUACGUAUGCUGAACUGGCGCAUAAAGAAGCCAGUUGUCCUGUUGUGAAUCGUCUUCAGCCUGCGACAGAGUAUGCCGAGCUUGACUUUCAGAGGAGGCUUGGUCCAUCCUAUCCAUGGCCACCACCUAGAGACGAAGCCAUGAGGGCUUCUUUAGAGGCUGGAGAGUUUCCCCUAAUUGGAGCUACUUCGCAUAAGAGCAAGGAAAGUUUGCACAUUCCCGAAACUACAACGGAAACGACGCCUUUGUGAGAAACUUCACAGCUUUUAUACGAAGUAAUCCAGACUGAAAUACCACUGUCACGUGAUUACGGUGUUGAACACUUGUUUGUGGCCGAUUCCUGUUGAAAGACUACAUUUUUAUUGACGAAAUCAGAACGAAAUGCUCACCUGACUUUUCGAAACUCCCCGUCCCAUGCAGCAAGACGUGUGAUUUCAGCAGAUGCUGUUUUCUUGAAAAGCACAAAUUAUGCUACAAAAUACAAGUGCAAAUUUGCAUUUGACAAAACGCCAAA
This is a messenger RNA of Uloborus diversus, 2726 nucleotides long. Its product is annotated as nephrin-like. The transcript is spliced from 13 exons. Gene Ontology annotation, molecular function: protein binding. NCBI's taxonomy places the organism in Eukaryota, Metazoa, Arthropoda, Arachnida, Araneae, Uloboridae. The record is from RefSeq and is a predicted model, not a curated record. The coding region runs from base 1 to 2463 and encodes 820 amino acids.